AUGAAGUUCCUGUCUGGGCUGAUCGAGGAUCCCAAACUAGCUGGGCUCGGGGAAAGGUGCUGUGCUCACAGCCUGCAGCUUCUGUCACCAGACUUUCCACAUUGCUGGCUUCUCCAGAUUCUUGGAGUCUCCUGCGACUUGCAAUUUCACCCUCAAAACUUCACAGGAUCAUCUCAUUUCUUCUGCAAUCUGACUGAAAGUCUCCCUGACACUAUAACUCUUGGAUUCUUUUAUCUCCUCAAGAUCAGUCCUUGGCUUCACCCUCCCAUGUAUUAUUUUCUCAGUCACUUGUCCUUCAUAGAUCUCUGCUACUCCUCUAUCAUAAUCCCAUAGAUGUCAGAGAGCUUUGUGUUAGAGAGGAACUUCACAUCCUUUCUGGAAUGCAUGGCUCAACUCUUCUUGUUCUGCUUCUUUGGUAUUGAUGAUUCCUACAUGCUGGCAGCCAUGGCAUAUGAUCGCUACUUUGCCAUCUGCAAUCCUUUGCUCUAUCAUGUCACCAUGUCUCACAGAGUCUGUUUGCUGCUGGUCACCAAUGUGUAUGCAGCGGGGGUUCUGGGGGAAUUAGCUCACACUAGCUAUGUUUCCACUUGCUCCUUCUGUGGAACUAAAGUAAUCCAUCAUUACUUCUGUGACAUCUUUCCUCUUCUGAAUAUCACUUGUACAAGAGACUACACCAAGGAGCUGUUGGUGACAAUGUUGCUUGGAUUUAAUGUGUUCACCUGUGCUUCAGCCAUCUUUGUCUCUUAUGCCUUCAUCAUUUCCAGGAUUCUGCAUGUACUUUCAGCUGGAGGCAGGUCCAAAGCCUUCAGUACCUGCAGCUCCCAUCUUGCAGCUGUUGGGAUUUUCUAUGGCUCCACCACUUUCAUGUAUUUGAAACCAGCUAGCAAUGAUAUGACCCAGGAGAAGAGGGCUUCUGUGUUUUACACCACUGUGGUUCCCGUGCUUAACUUCCUGAUCUACAGCCUGAGAAACAAGGAAGUCAAAGAAGCCCUAAAAUCAGUUCUGAAUUGUAGGAUGCUCUCCAGGUCUGCAUAG
Molecule: messenger RNA, 1035 nt
Organism: Cavia porcellus (domestic guinea pig)
Lineage: Eukaryota; Metazoa; Chordata; Mammalia; Rodentia; Caviidae
Product: olfactory receptor 8D1-like
Exons: 4
Biological process (GO): sensory perception of smell; G protein-coupled receptor signaling pathway
Cellular component (GO): membrane
Molecular function (GO): olfactory receptor activity; odorant binding
Source: RefSeq, a predicted model, not a curated record